AUGAUCACAGGGGACCAGAACCCAGAGGAGCAGAACCCAGAGGAGCAGUUUUUCUAUGAGUUCAUAUUCAGGCUCUUCAAAGAAAAUAAGGUGGAGAUUGCAAGUGCAAUAACAAAGCCGUUCCCUUUCCUCAUGGGCCUCCGAGACCGGGGCUUCAUCCCUGAGCAGAUGUAUGAGCAUUUUCAAGAAGCUUGUGCAAAUCUGAUCCCAGUGGAAAGUGUGGUGUAUGAUGCUCUCAGUGAACUGGAGAAGAAAUUUGACAAGACAAUUCUGGAUGCCCUGUUCAGCAGAGUUAACCUGAAGGCCUAUCCUGAUUUACUUCAGAUUUGCAGAAACUUCCAAAAUGUGAUUCGUGAAAACUUCCAUUACCAAACCGUUGGUGAAGGAGAGACAAAGGAGACACUCAACUUAGAAUUAAACUGUGAACAAGUGUACUUGGAACAUUCACCUCUCCAAAUGAACAAUGUAGUAAGGUUAGAAGAUGUACCCAGCUUACUGCCAUAUGACAGACAAGGGAACAACAAUGCCUGUUGGGAGGCCUGUGAUGGAGAAGAGCCCCAGGGAGCCUCGAACUUCCCACCAAGAUGUGAGCUGGUGACCUGUUAUCCCAAAGCUCCCCAAAUGACUCACAAAGGAGAACCCAAGGAGGUGCUCAGCCAACCAGUAGAGGGAGAAGUGUCCUGUGAUCCUGAAGCUUCCCAAAUGACGAACAAAGAAGAACCAGAGGAGCUGCCUAGUCAACCACUAUGUGAUGGAGAAGGAAGCAGUACCUGUUCAGAAAUGUGUGAUGAAGAACCACCCCAGGAAUCCUUGAGCUCACUACCAAAAAGUGGAGCAGUAUCUGGCAAACUAGAAGCUCUUCAAAUGAAUACAGAAGGAGAUUCUGAAGAGCUAACUUCUAGCCCACUAUCUUAUAAUGGACAAGGAGCAGAGCUACCAACAUUUGGAAAUGAGAAGUGUUCCUGUGUUAUGUGUUUCUCAAAAGAUGUGCCAGGAGGUCCAGAAGGAAAUACUGAAAGUAAAGAAGCUAGUGACAUGAUGGAUACUGCGGAUCUUGGAAACAACUCUACUUUGGGAAAACUCAAGAGGAAAAGAAAAAAAAAGAAAGGGCAUUCCUGGACAAGAAUAAAAAUAAAACAUCAGAGAAAAACACAUCAAAAAGACAACAGCAACGCUGGUGGCCAACUGGCCUCGAGUGGAAAGAAGGUGAAAAUGCACCUGCAGGACCCUGCCAAAAUUAGGAGGAGAAAGAGAGGCAGACAGAGACUCCACUUAACACAUAAUGACAGAGCCCCACAGAAAAAAGUUAAGUCAAGAGGGCAAAGAAAGCACAGAUAUGAAAAAGUGGAUUUUCACUCUCAGAUACUUCCUGUGACCUGUGGUAAGGUGAAGGGGAUGUUACAUAAGAAGAAAUUGAAAGAAGGAGUUUGGGUGAAGUGUAUACAGAGUGAGAAUGGAGACUGGUUCACCCCCAGGGAAUUUGAAAUCAGAGGAGGCCACGAAAGAUCCAAGAACUGGAAGAUAAGUGUUCGCUGCGGUGGGAUGCCCCUACGUUGGCUGAUCGAGAAAAGAUUUCUCCAUAACCCUCCAAGGAAAUAUGGCAGAAUGAGAAAGAAAAGAGUACCGAAGUCUCACGACAAUACUUUAGAUGACCUUUGUCUGGGAAACUCAGAUGUGUGUGAGACGUGCAGGGACGGAGGAAAGCUGUUUUGCUGUGAUACUUGUUCGAGAUCUUUUCAUGAGGACUGUCACAUCCCACCUGUGGAAACUGAGAGGAACUUGUGGAGUUGCACCUUCUGCAGGAUAAAGGAGUCUUCAGGAAGCCAGCAAUGUCUUGGGGAAUCUGAGGUCCUGGCAAGGCAGAUGCAGCCCGAGGAGCAGUUGAAAUGCGAGUUCCUCCUCUUGAAGGUCUAUUGUCAUUCAGAGAGCACCUUUUUUGCGAAGAUUCCAUACUACUAUUAUAUUAAAGAGGCUUCUAAAAACCUAAAGGAACCCAUGUGGCUGGACAAGAUCAAGAAGAGGCUGAACGAGCAGGGUUACUCCCACGUGGAGGGGUUUGUGCAGGACAUGCGCCUCAUCUUUCAGAACCACAGGGCAUCUUACAAGUUCAAUGACUUUGGCCUAAUGGGACUUAGACUGGAGGACGAAUUUGAGAAGAAUUUCAAGGAAGUGUUCACUAUUCAGGAGACAAACAAGGACAGUUCACUGGAAUAG
Molecule: messenger RNA, 2214 nt
Organism: Lipotes vexillifer (Yangtze River dolphin)
Lineage: Eukaryota; Metazoa; Chordata; Mammalia; Artiodactyla; Lipotidae
Gene: SP140
Product: SP140 nuclear body protein
Exons: 24
Coding region: 1-2214 (737 amino acids)
Biological process (GO): regulation of transcription by RNA polymerase II
Cellular component (GO): nucleus
Molecular function (GO): protein binding; DNA binding; DNA-binding transcription factor activity, RNA polymerase II-specific
Source: RefSeq, a predicted model, not a curated record